Molecule: messenger RNA, 1013 nt
Organism: Heterobasidion irregulare TC 32-1
Lineage: Eukaryota; Fungi; Basidiomycota; Agaricomycetes; Russulales; Bondarzewiaceae
Exons: 7
Biological process (GO): signal transduction; peptidyl-serine phosphorylation; endocytosis
Cellular component (GO): nucleus; cytoplasm
Molecular function (GO): protein serine/threonine kinase activity; ATP binding
Source: RefSeq, a predicted model, not a curated record
UUUCCGUCCUCCCUCUCCCUCCCCUCCCUCAACCCUCCUCUGUCCCCCUGCCUCCUCCAGUCCUUCCAAUGACAACCCCACAUGUAAUCGCGUCCUCGUCCAUGGCCUCUCAAUCUGCUACUACCAACGGCAUCGUCGGCAGUCAUUUUCGUGUCGGGAAGAAAAUCGGAGAGGGUUCAUUUGGUGUCGUCUUUGAAGGAACCAACACUAUCAACAACCAACCCGUCGCCAUCAAAUUCGAACCUCGCAAGUCAGAUGCACCUCAGCUACGCGAUGAAUACCGCUCGUAUCGGACCCUCAAUGGCACUCCUGGUGUCCCGCAAGUUCACCAUUUUGGUCAAGAGGGCCUCCAUAAUGUCCUCGCGAUUGACCUUCUGGGCCCAAAUCUGGAGGACCUUUUCGACAUGUGCGGUCGCAAGUUCUCCAUCAAAACCGUUUGCAUGGCAGCAAAGCAAAUGGUUACACGCGUUCAAGCUAUCCACGACAAGUCCCUCAUUUACCGUGACAUCAAGCCAGAUAAUUUCCUGAUUGGUGUUCCGGCCACCAAGAACGCUAAUACCAUCCAUGUAAUUGACUUUGGUAUGGCCAAGCACUAUCGCGACCCCAAAACAAAGGUUCAUAUUCCUUACCGUGAGCGAAAAUCUUUGUCCGGAACGGCGCGGUACAUGUCCAUCAACACGCAUCUGGGUCGCGAGCAGUCCCGGCGAGACGACCUCGAGUCACUUGGGCAUGUGUUCAUGUACUUCCUUCGCGGCGGCCUCCCGUGGCAGGGCUUGCGGGCAGCUACCAACAAGCAGAAGUAUGAGAAGAUCGGGGAGAAGAAGCAGAGCACUCCGAUUCCGGAGCUUUGUGAAGGUUUUCCAGAGGAGUUCUCAAUCUAUAUGACCUAUGUCCGUAGACUCGGCUUCGAGGAAAGCCCCGACUACGAUUUUCUGCGGGAGUUGUUCACCAAGGUCCUGAAGAAUUUGGGGGAGCAAGAGGACGGAAUUUACGAUUGGAUGCUGUUGAAUAAC